AUGAACGGAAUAGUGAAGAAAGUGGUCAACCUGAUGAAGUUGGCCAUAAUCGGUAUCGUGGUGGUGGUCAAAGUCUGGCUGCUGCUGAAAAUCUUCUAUGCGGCAAUCAAGCUGAAGUAUGCCUUGAUAACGUUCGGUUAUCUGGUGCUGAGCUAUAUCAAAGUGUGGCUCGACGCUCACCAACAUCAGAGUCAUCAGAAAAAGGUGAUUUAUCACACUUAUCCGCAUGAUCACCACAAGCUGGAUGAACUGGACCUUCUAGGCGAACAUGAGGGAGAAGAAUAUUGGAGAAGAAAUGAUAUCGAGGAGGAUCCUGAUACCAUAGGGAAUGACGUGGAGUAUGAUAGACAAAAAUCAUAUUUUCUGUUUUAG
Messenger RNA from Acanthoscelides obtectus, 372 nucleotides. The record is from the annotation of a GenBank genome assembly. NCBI's taxonomy places the organism in Eukaryota, Metazoa, Arthropoda, Insecta, Coleoptera, Chrysomelidae.